AGCAGUCCCACAGUAUUUGAUAAAUUGGUGGACGUCUUGGUGUUCGAUACACAAGGGAGGAGGCAUAAUCUGCGGGGCAGGGAGGGACAACUUCUAGUGGACUUGCUGGCAGAGCAUGAGGAGGUCUUAGGAUCAGGCGUUGUUGGGCUUUCACCAGAGGGACGAGGGGUGAUGGAAGCAGUGGUGUCUAUCCCCAACCAGUACCUUGCUCAGAUACCUCCACCCAGCCCUGAGGACCUGCGAGCCCUUGUAGAGCUGUCACCCUCAGGCACAACUGUGUCGAAAAAUGCGCGGCUGGCGAGCAAGAUCCUCCUGACAUCGGCGCUGGAUGAUGUGCACAUUGCGCUGACCCCUCUACAGCCAUGGAGGACCUUGUGAUGACCGAGCAGAGGGUGGUUGAACAUGCAACAGAGGUCUUUUUAAAGCCUCCCAUCAGGCUGCGCUUGUGGGUCAAUGGGUAGAAGGUAGAAGGGAAUCAAUUAGUAAUUAUGGUCCAGACAGAUUUUUGUAAUAAUAAUAAUAGAAAUGCCAUCUAGAACUCUUGUUGCAGAAAGAAUCCAGUGGGACAGGACAGAUGAGCUUCUCGCCAUCUUGAUCAUGAUUUGCAGAGUUGCCAUGGCAGUAUGUAAUAGUCAUCUCUCGU
Messenger RNA from Coccomyxa subellipsoidea C-169, 643 nucleotides. RefSeq lists its product as hypothetical. The transcript is spliced from 4 exons. The record is from RefSeq and is a predicted model, not a curated record. The coding region runs from base 172 to 378 and encodes 68 amino acids. NCBI's taxonomy places the organism in Eukaryota, Viridiplantae, Chlorophyta, Trebouxiophyceae, Coccomyxaceae.